Molecule: messenger RNA, 4468 nt
Organism: Porites evermanni
Lineage: Eukaryota; Metazoa; Cnidaria; Anthozoa; Scleractinia; Poritidae
Source: the annotation of a GenBank genome assembly
UUCUUUACAGUGGCUGAAUUAAAGUGUGCUGUUCAGUGUUAUGCUUGGGGUAAGAUUGGUUUAACUAGCACUGUAGCACAGCUCGCUCAGCAAAGUCCCUCAUUUAAGCUAGAAGAGGACAAACCAUAUUCUGAGGUAUGAUUUCAGACUGAUAUUUAAACUCAGCUUUUAUUCAGCUUUUUCUAGCUAUAUACUGACUUGUCUUCACUUUUAUUCAUUCUCUUUACAGUUUUGGAUGGGAACGCAUCCAAAUGGACCAUCAACAGUGCUCGGCAAAGGAAAAGAGAUUUUGUUGUCUGAGUGGAUUGAAUCUAAUAAAGAUGUUCUUGGUGAGGCCGUUAAAGAGGCAUUUGACAGCAAACUGCCGUUCUUGUUGAAGGUGUUAUCGGUUAACAAAGCAUUGUCAAUUCAAGCACAUCCAAACAAAGUUCAUGCUGCCUUUCUUCAUAGGGAGAGACCUGAAAUAUACAAAGAUCCUAACCACAAGCCAGAGAUGGCAAUUGGUAAGAACGAGUGAAUUUAUGAAAAUACAGUUGAACGUCCUGUAAGUGACCACCCAAAAUGCAAAGACUGAGUGGUUGCUUAUGGGAGGUGGUCGCUUACAAGAAUUGAACCACAGGGUGCCUCUUUUGUUAAGAGGUCCGGACAAAUCUUCUUUAUGGAGGAUAAGUUAUUGCAUGAAAUUUCUAAGUUACGGCAUGUGUACGUCCAUGUUGUUACUUAAGUUCUUUGUAUAUUCAAAGUAUCACAGCGCACAGAUCAGAGAAAGCUUUAAGUGGUGGCUUACAAGAGGUUAAACAAUAGAAAAUCAUGAAACUUUCAGGCCCAAAAAGUAGUCGCGGUCACUUACUGGAGUUGGUCAUUUACCAGAGGUUUCAACUGUAAGGGUUUGACUGGGAAAGUUUUGGUGUUUUGGAUGAGUGGUUGCUUAAAUGGGAGGUGGUCGCUUACAAGAGGUGGUCGCACAUGGAGGUUCAAUUGUAUUAUUAGGAAGAUAAUUACUGGAAAAUUUCAUCAACCUUCCUAUUGCAUUCUUUUCUGUUACAAACAGCGUUGACCCCUUUUGAAGGUCUUUGUGGUUUUCGCCCAUUGGCUGAAAUUCAGAACUUUGUGAAGACCAUACCAGAGCUGGCUGCUGUCAUUGGACAAGAAGCAGCUGAUGCUGUUGCUGCUAGUGCUUCAGGUUUGUGUACUAAGGGAUUUUUUAUCCAAGAAGUCAAGAGAGGGUGUUUUUAUAGAUACAAGCUGUGUGGAAGCUGUACUGGUACUUCUGCUACUGUGAGGAGUGGUGUUUUUUAUCAGUUUAGUCUGGGAUGGUUAUAGAUAUCACGGUCUAUCCAAGGCAUGCCUAUUAUUUUGUUUUUGUUAUCCCCAAAAAGGCCCUAGCUGGGUGAGGGGGUGGGGGCAAGGGGGGAUUUCGUCAUGAGUUCAUGAACAACAAUUUUGCAUUUCAUGAGUCGCGAAACAAAUAGUGUAUUUGAAUUUCGGCCACGUGUUUGGGUGAUCUCUGCGUGGCUAUAAAUUCCCUAGGGAAGCCAGCUGUAGGUGGGUCUGAGCGCACUGAAGAGUGAAGUUACAUCAAAAGACUCAAAGGUGAAGUUAAAUCAACCCGCCAGAUGCUAGUUAAGAUAGUUUGGCCAAAUUAAUGAUUUAAUUUCUUCAAUUCAUCUUCAAUGUACAUGAACAGUAAAGAGGAUUUUGGCAGUUCAUGUUUCACGGGGUGCACUUCAAUCAUGAUUCACAAAACAGUUUUUCAGUAAAUCAAGAUUCACCAACACCAAAAAUUGUCGAUCACAGCUUCACAGAAAUAAGCUUGUCCCCCCACCCCCCUUGGUAAGUAUGUGGUAUGGUAUGUCAGGUUUCACUGUUUAGCAAUAUGACAGUGCCUGGGUGGUAAAGCCACUCUCAGGGUUGUCAAAAUUACAGAUUGCACUCUAGUUGGGCUUCACCAACCUCGCCCCCCCCCCCUCCCCACUCACACACACGUAUCUCUGUUGAAAAAAUGAAGUGAAUGAAUUUUUCACAGGUUCUGAUGGCCUAAAGAAAGCUUUCACUGCACUUAUGACAUGCAGCCCGGCUGUUAUCUCUUUACAACUCAAUAAAUUGUUGAAGAGAAUCACAGAAAAGAAAUCCUCGGGUGAUGACUUGUCCACUUAUUGUGGAGAACUUCUUCUGAGGCUAAACAGCCAAUUUCCUGGAGAUGGUGGUUGUUUUUGUAUUUAUUUCUUAAACUACAUUGUCCUUAAACCUGGAGAAGCUAUGUUUCUUGGGCCAAACCUGCCUCAUGCCUAUCUAGCUGGAGGUAAGAACUAUGAUGAUCUCACUUGACUGAUAGGUUCCAUCCACAUUUUGUUUUCUGGAUAUUUUGCACUGGGCUUCACAAAAUUAGUUUUUGUAAUACCAUCACUUUGUCUUAGCCAGUGACAUUGUUUCUUUAAAAACCUCAACAUCCUGAUUUUCAAGACUGCCAGUAUAAGUAGUCCAUCAUCGUCUGGAAAAAUUAUUUUAACCUGCAAAAAAUCAACUUUUUAUGCCCCAUCACAGAGGUUUUCAGAUUCUGAAAUCAGAUCAAAUGUUUUCAAGACCCAGGCUUGUGUAGCUAACAGCCAUCCCUAUAUAACUAGUAAUAAUUAAAUAUUUUAAUACUGUAUAUGAGCAUUUAACUUGGAGGUUAAUAAUAAUGUUAAUAUAAUGUUUGGCUUAGUGGCUCUUCAAUCACAGCUACCAACACUAGCCUCUGCCGCAGGCAACUCCUUUUGAAACGGUUACACUGACUGUGGAGGGUCUGAGAACCAGUAAAGGAGAAGAAGAAGAGGAGGAGUCACUGUCACUCCCUCUUCUCUCGCCAGUCUCCCACCCAUUCUCUAAGACAGGACUGUGAUGCCUGCAGAGGAGGCUAUACCAAUUCAAAAAGUCACCUAUUUUCUCUUCCUUAAAGACUAAAAGUAAUUUUCAUUUUCUCUUUUGAUUAUUUCUUGGAUGUUCAGACUGUGUGGAAUGCAUGGCCUGUAGUGAUAAUGUCGUCAGAGCUGGAUUGACGCCAAAGUUAAAGGAUGUAGAUACACUGUGUGAAAUGCUGGAUUAUAGUUGUCGCAGUAAAGAGGAGAACAUUUUCCCUUGUCAUCAAGAUCCAAAUGACCCUUACACAACAAUUUACGAUCCUCCUGUCCCGGACUUUGCUGUAGCGCGGAUUCAGGCAAGUGAAAGUUCCCGGUCACACAUUACGUUGUUCUUCCAAAGAUCAGGACCCUGUUAUUGUAUCCAGGGCUUUCACAAUGGAGGCCCUGUCAGGGGAGGGGGGAUACACAUGUCUCUUGUCUGAAUGAUUUCAAAACCUGUCAAUUCACGUAUUCAGGAAGAAGUCAUGUCCCUGUUGGUAUUUUCUCGGCUUUUUCGCUCUCGUUUUUGUCGCUGCUGGCUGUAUAGUUACAUAACCUUUCAAUAUCCCAUUUUUUGUAAAGCUUCACUUCUUUUGAAGAGCUCAUUAUUACGUUCCGACAACGGCGACGCCAAUGAAAAAAUCGCUGAAACAGUAAACUUUGCUUCCUUUCAAACUUUUUCGCCCUUAUGCCAAGUCACACAGUUACUUGAAAGUAGGGAAAUCAGCUAGGUUGUAACUGAAGAAAGAUAACCGCGUAAAAAAUAGUGAAAUUUAUCGCCUUGACGUUGUCGUUCUCAAUUCGUCUUUUCGAAAAUUGGUCAUAUCACGUCGUAGUUGUGCAAGAACGGUAAAGAAAUAUACAAAAAAGCGUAAUUCACGUGCAGAGUUGUUGUGUUGCUCACUAAGCUAAUGUGUUUAGACGUUCCCGGUGCCGUCGCCUUCGUAGUUCCGUAAGGUCCCUAAUGACCCAGCCUUAACGCGUAAACAGCCAUCGCGCAUUCGGGCCAUAAAUUGCGUUUAUGGUUCACUUCUAUUUUUUGGAUGGUUUCUGAUUUAAGUAUUGCGUGUCAAGUGAGAAAAAAAUCUGGCGCCCAGAGUAACCCAUCCUCGGAGACCCAGGGGCAGAUAGUGGGGGCAGGGAAAGUCUAAUCAGGCUGAAAAAAACGGCGCGAAGAAAAGCAAAGAACGGGGAGAUAGCCCCACUUUACCUUUUUUCGCGCUAUUUUUUCCCACCCGUUUAGACUUUCCCUUGCCCCCACUAUCUGCCCUUCCUUGGGUCUCCGAGGAUGAAAGUAGUGAUAACAAAUAAGAAAACAAAAUGAAGUAGAUGCUAAAGAAAUCCCUCUCAUGAUUUGUGUUCUGUUUUAGAUUCCAUCAAGCUGCUCCAUGUACAAGUUUCAAGCUUUAAAUGGGCCAAGUAUAGCUAUUGCGAUAUCUGGAUCAGGCAGCAUUGAUAAAUCCUUUGCAUCAAUUACAGUUAGACGUGGGACUGUAGUAUUUAUACCAGCUAACACAAGCUUUGACUUCAAAUGCGGCGGAGAAGACACUGAAAUUUACAGAGCAUAUUGUAUACUGAAAGAGCAAUAG